Moneuplotes crassus is the source of this 721-nucleotide messenger RNA. The record is from the annotation of a GenBank genome assembly. NCBI's taxonomy places the organism in Eukaryota, Ciliophora, Spirotrichea, Euplotida, Euplotidae.
UAAUGGCUACUGUCAAUAGAGUGCAAGCACUCCCUUGAUUAAAUACACGUAGGAAGAAGAGAUUCUUCACAAAAUGAUUGUAUAAUAAAGUGAGGUGAAAGAAAACUCACUUCUCCAAUACGAGAAUGCCUACUUUGAGUAAGAAAAGAGAUUUGACUCCAAAGCUGGAGCACAGUAACCGUAAAGAGAGAACACCUCUGUUUGGCAGAAAAGGACCAAGGCUUGAUAGAAAAUUUGAAAACCUGCUAAAAUUGACCCAUAAAUCUGCUAUCCAAACCUUAAAGUGGAGACUAAGAACUUAUGAUGAAUUCUCUAAUGAUUUAGCAUGACAAUCAAGAAAUAGAGAGAAGAUACCCAUUGAUUUAAAAUUUGCAUUGAGAAAUGAAACUCCAAAGACCCAACAAAUUAUCUAUAAAAAGAACAUUGAACAAAACUCAUACGGAACCUUUGUACAUAAGGACACAAGAGGCAAAUAGCUCUUCAAUUUUCCUUGUAACUCCCCAAAGCAAAAAGGGUCCCACAAAGUCACCUCAGAUGUCAACACCAACUUUUCUCCAAGCGAGGCUUGCUAAACAUUUAGCAUCCUCCCCAACUGGGUCUUUGCUGAAUUACCCUUCUCCAUCCCAGCAUAACCCUCUUUUCCAACCUAAGAAGAGAAAUACUUACUCUUAAGCUUCUCCUGAGUCUAAUCCGACCCUUAAUUAAUUCGAUAUUAAUAACU